UUCUAAAUUAAGCGAACUGGCAUUGUUGUUACCAAGGAAGUUCCUUCUACUUCACCAUUAUGACGUAACAUAUCGACGCUCAGGCUCAUACUUUACAGAUAGACUUCAUAUCACGCAGCUUUGCAGCGCAUACGGCUGUGUUCAUGUCAACCAGAAAUUAUACUGAAUUAUACCAGAAAUUAUAAUCAUCUCUAUGAUUAAUUAAUUAUGCCGAAAAGGCCAUUGUCGGAGCCAAUACCUUCAUCACAAGGUAAGAGCCAGGUGGGAAGAAGCCGCCGGGUUGCUAGCACCAGCACCUGCAGCAGGAGGGAUGUCCUUCCUUUCAGCUCAGGCUUCUCCAGGGAGCCCACUACUGCACCCUCCACCACUCCGUCCACCCAGCAUGGGCACAACAGGCCGGAGAGUGACCGCAGACAGCAGCCAACCCAGGGCCCAGCUUCACCUGCGGCAGCUGCAGCCCCCACUGGCAAAAGCAGGAGAAAGAGGGUCUACAGCGACAUGGGGAAGAAAAUUACUCAGACGUCCUCGGGUACCACAAACGUGGGCAACAUGGCCUCAGGUGUGGGUAGCUCCGAGCGUCCUUCCAAGCUGAGUGGUCACAGCAAAGUGCCCAAGUGUCCAAGAGCAGGAGAUGUUGGUGGUUCCUGGGCGGGGCCAUCUUCCACUGACCAGAAAUCCACAUCAAGGACAGCAUCACUGCAAAUAUGCCAGGUCAACGGUUCGGACAAGGCAGAGGCCAACAAGAAACCUCAAGCCGCACAAAAGAGGAAGAUGGGUUCCUCGGACAAGGGGACAUCUAACCAGAACACCAGCACGGCAAACCCAUCAAUUAUGAAAAAGAGACGUUCUGAGCCUUCCACGGAAAAGACGCCAAGAGAGCCCUCUGACCCAACCCUCCCUCAAGCGACCUUUGAAUCACGCUACACAGUUGGAGAAAUGCUUGGUAAAGGAGGGUAUGGAUGUGUUUAUGCAGGAACCAGAAAGUCUGAUGGAUUACCAGUUGCCAUUAAGGUGGUCGCCAGGGCCCGUGCACUUAAAUAUAUUACCAUGCCCGCCGACGGCGUGAGCCUCCCUCUGGAGGUGGCCCUCAUGAGAAUAGUGUCGGAGCCCCCCGAGUGUCCCAACAUCGUCAAGCUCCUGGAGUGGUUUGAGGGCCCCAUCGUCUUCAUUUUUGUCCUGGAGCGCCCCGUGCCCUGCAUGGAUUUAUUGAACUACUGCCGGAGACUCCCAAGCCGCCUCAGUGAGAACCAAGCGAAGCACAUCAUGCGUCAGGUGGUCCUUGCUGCAAAACACUGCCGAGACCGUGGCGUUCUACAUCGUGACAUUAAGCCAGAGAACCUCUUGGUGAACACUGACGAUGUGACUAUCAAACUUAUUGACUUUGGCUGUGGAGACCUCUUGAAAGAGAGCCCCUAUGACACAUUUGCUGGCACAAAUGCAUUUAUCCCACCAGAGUGGUGGUUACAGAAAAGCUACCAGGGCCGCCCUGCCACCGUUUGGUCCCUGGGUGUGCUGCUCUAUAACCUCCUCUGUGGCAAGCUGCCAUUUGCGGGCGAGGGCGAGGUUGUCUCUGGACACCUGCAGUUCAGCAGGGGACUAUCCUGUGAAUGCCGCAAUCUCAUUCACUGGUGUUUGAGGAAAGACCCAACCAAACGGCCAGUCCUGGAGGAAAUCCUCCAGCACAAGUGGUUCUCCACAGAGUAGGGUUAGGUUACAGCAAGGAGAGAGAGGAGGAAACUGUAAGACUGAUCGACAGUGAAUAUCAGUGUUACACACAUCACAGAUGAAAAGCUUUGUUAUUUUAUUUUCACCAGCUGUGUGUAUAUGAAUGUGUUAUCUAAUAUCUUUUCCAUCAGGAAACAUCAGGAACUGACAUUGGGGUCUAUUAGGUCCACAAGUGCACAGGGGCAUCUAGUCUCAGAAGGGUUGGUUGAUUGAGAUUGUGAGGUGUCUCACUGAGCUCUCCUAACCCUGCUGGGUUUAUAAUCCACCAUGAAGAAGUCCCCCUGUAGAUGGAGCAGGCAGCAUCUACCAUCCCAUAUCUGGCCUGCUCCGGAGAACACCCCCUAUGGAUGACCAGGUUCAGCCGGGCUGGUUGAAUGUCACUCUCCCAGCCUGGCUGGCUGUUGGCUGCACACCCAGCCAGUAUGUGUACAAGUACCACGGACUGGGCCUGUUGUGGGAAGCACUUUUCAUUUCAGUAAAAAGACUGCUCCAGAAAGACAUUCAUCUGAGUCUGCUGUUUCCUGCCUCCAUCUCCACUGUACCAGCUAUCUCAUUUUAGCAAUGAAAUAAUUUUCAUGAAAUUAUGAAAUGUCAAUAAAAAAACAAAUGAGCAUACAAUUGAAUG
This is a messenger RNA of Alosa sapidissima (American shad), 2350 nucleotides long. Its product is annotated as serine/threonine-protein kinase pim-3-like. Gene Ontology annotation, cellular component: cytoplasm. The transcript is spliced from 9 exons. Gene Ontology annotation, biological process: negative regulation of apoptotic process; protein autophosphorylation; regulation of mitotic cell cycle. The coding region runs from base 208 to 1704 and encodes 498 amino acids. Gene Ontology annotation, molecular function: protein serine/threonine kinase activity; ATP binding. The record is from RefSeq and is a predicted model, not a curated record. Lineage: Eukaryota; Metazoa; Chordata; Actinopteri; Clupeiformes; Clupeidae.